This is a messenger RNA of Cyphellophora attinorum, 1659 nucleotides long. Its product is annotated as putative permease. Gene Ontology annotation, biological process: nucleobase transport; transmembrane transport. Gene Ontology annotation, cellular component: plasma membrane. NCBI's taxonomy places the organism in Eukaryota, Fungi, Ascomycota, Eurotiomycetes, Chaetothyriales, Cyphellophoraceae. The coding region runs from base 1 to 1659 and encodes 552 amino acids. The record is from RefSeq and is a predicted model, not a curated record. The transcript has 4 exons. Gene Ontology annotation, molecular function: nucleobase transmembrane transporter activity.
AUGCUGUCUCUCAAUCGUCUCAAGGAGGGCGCGCAGGCCCGCACAAAGCCAUCAGGAUGGGUGUUGCCCAAGCAGACGAGCUCUGUGGCACCACCACAUGUUUGGACCAAUGCAGAUAUGGACCCCGUGCCACCUGAGCGUCGCACCUGGACUGGAUGGGUCUUUGUUCUAUACUGGUUCUCGGAUCUAGUGACUGUUUCUACGUGGUCAGGAGCAAGCUCUGUUGUCGCCGCCGGAUUGUCCGCUAAGGAUGCCAUUCUGAUUGUCCUGCUCGCGACACUCUGGAACGCCAUCCCCACAGUCUUCAACGGAGCUAUUGGCGCGACUCUGCACAUCCCUUUUCCGAUCGCGGCACGAGCUGUGUUCGGCCUGUGGCUAUCGUAUUUCGCCAUAGCGUCGCGCUCAAUCCUGGCCAUGUUCUGGUUCGGAGUCAACACCGCCGCUGGUGGACUCGCUGUCACACAGAUGAUCAAAGCCAUCUGGCCAUCCUAUGGUACACUACCCAACCACCUCCCGGCGUCGGCUGGCAUCACGACACAGGGCAUGAUCUCAUACUUCCUGUUCUUCCUGGUCCAGCUGCCAUUCAUUUUCAUUCCGAUGCACAAGCUGAAGCCCAUGUUCUUGGCCAAGACGAUCGUCAUGCCGCCCAUGGUCAUUGCUAUGGUCGCAUGGAUCUGCGUCAAGGCGGAUGGCAACGAUUUCUUCGACGCACCCUCUAAGGUCACCGGAAGCGCGAAGGCAUGGCUGUGGCUGGCAAGUUUAACAUCCGUGACAGGCUCGUUCUCGACCAUUACUGUGAACAUUUCAGACUUCUCUCGCUUCAGUAAGAAGCCAGGGAGUCAGAUCUGGCAGCUUCCAGUCAUUCCUCUUUUCAAGGUAUGGAUCGGAGCUUUCGGCAUCAUCAGUGCUUCUGCAUCUGCCAAGAUCUGGGGCCAACCCCUGUGGAAUCCUCUCCUCAUCAUCGACCAUUGGCAUGGAUCCUCCGGCGGUCGUGCUGCGGCGUUCUUUGCAUCAGCCUGCUGGUGUCUUGCUCAGAUCUGUCUCAACCUUUCGGCAAACUCGCUCAGCUUUGCCAACGAUGUGACCUCGUUGUGGCCGAAAUAUAUCAACAUUUUCCGAGGCCAACUUAUCUGCUUCGUCCUUGGUGGCUGGGCUCUCUGCCCAUGGCUCGUCAUGGCCUCAGCUCAAACGUUUCUCAGCUUCAUGUCUGCGUACGCUAUCUUCAUGGCACCGCUUGCUAGCUUGCUCCUAGCCGACUACUGGAUAGUGAAGAAGAGACGCUACGAUGUCCCGGCCUUGUACGAUCCUGAUGGGAUCUAUGGUCGCUGCAAUUGGAGGUCUCUCGUCAUUCUAUGUGUGGUCAUCCUCCCACUUAUGCCCGGCUUGGCACAGCGAGUCACUCCGAAGAGCGUCAGUAUACCGGCAGGCAUGAAGAAUCUGUUCGCCAUCAACUACAUGUACGGCUUUGUCACAGCAAUGGUCCUGUACCUGAUUCUCAACUGGAUCUGGCCAGACAAGAAGACUUUGAUUCCUUACACUGUUUAUGGCACGCCAGUCACUGGUGUCGAGGUGGAUCAGGAAAGCAAAGCAGGAAGCGAGAGCCCUGUUCCGAAUGGUGUGAAGAGCAAGGAGGCAGAAACCCACACCACUGCUGUCUAG